GAUCGGUCGCGUUCGCCACUCUCCCGGCCAGUCGCCAACCGCACGUCGCGCCGUUUAUUAGCCGAAGACGGAUAAAUAAGUGUGGGUACAUCGCGCCUUCUCGAUUCGGUAUUUACCGCGGACGUCCGAAGAAGAAAAAGAGGAAGAAGAGUAAUUUACUAACGCGUUUUUUUUUUUUUUUUAUUAACUCGAUUUGGUUUUUUUAAGCGCUUCAAUUGUUUUCGCGAGCCAUGCCGGCGGUCCCGGACUCGCCGCGAUAGCCGGUCCGGACACGACAUGCGGUCACCGUGCGAGGCGGGUACCGGCGUCCGGCGCGACGGACCCUGACGCCGCGGUACCCCGGGACCGGUACCAUUGCUACGGAAAUGGCCUGAAGUCAUGGUGAAACGGUCGUGCGCGUACUACUGCAGUAGCUUGAGCGGCGGCAAUCGGAGCGUCGCGGUCGUACUGGUGUUGUCGUACCUGUUGUGCGGUGUCGCGUUGGCUUCGUCGCUCGGACGCCGGUCGUCCCUGUUGGCCGAACAACAACGGUACAACGGUUUUCGGGACGCGGAAGAAGUGGUGGCGGCGGCGGCGGCGGCGGCAGCCAGCAGGGCCGAGAGGUCUGCGGGCAACUUGUCGCACAUUGCGGGCACCGCGAGAAAAAUUAAAAUGUUCAUCAAGAACAGAUACCUUCAGCUGUACCCGGACGGCACGGUGAACAGCACGGCCGAGGAUACCAGCGAUUACGUUAUCCUACAAAGAAUUUCUGUGAACAUUGGACAGCUGAAGAUUCAAGGAGUAGCCACGUGCAUGUACUUGUGUAUGGACGCUUGCGGUCUACUUUACGGUUCGAAAGAUUUCGACGAAGAGUGUGUGUUCAACGAGAUGAUCGGACAACACCACUACAACCAUUACACGUCGGUCAGGUACACCAACGACCGGCGGACGCUGUACUUGGCGCUGAACAAGCACGGGACGCCGCGCAAGGUGCAGGUCAAAGCCAACGCGACGAUGGGCAAACUGUCCACGUACACGCGCGUGCUCACCCAGCCGGUGCCCGUGAAGCGGGUGGAAGAGUUGCUGGCGUCCCGCAAGCCGGUGGGCGAGUGGCCAGCGCACGGACUGCGGCACCACCACGUGUGUCCGCCGCACAUCGGGCCGCCCACCGCCAAACACCGUCCGGACAGACAGCGCAAGUGUUCCGACGGCAAAACGGGAGACGGCGGCGCCGGCCGACACAAGAAGACGGACGAGAGCCAGGGCGGUGGCGGCGGCGGCAACGCCUGGAACAGAGAGGACGAAGACUGCAAGAGAAACCGGUGCGACAACGUGAGCCACAGGAAAGUGGACACGGCCGGCCGGACAAAAAAGAAGACCGGCGCGUCCGGCAAAAAGGCCGGCGGCGGCGCAAAGGGCAAGGGCAAAACGAAGAAAACCGAACCGUCCGAACCGCCCGCGCCGCCGCCGCCGCCCGAACCGGUCGCGGUCCAAGCGGCUGUUACCACGGUCGCGGUACAAGCGGCGGUUACCACGAUGGCGGCACCGCAGCAACAGGACGACGACGCGGACGCGGACGCGCCCGUCACAGCUCCGUCAGACGAGUUCCUAGGCUCUAACGAGAAUUAGAUUCAUUAUUAUUAUUUACCUGUAUUGCUUGAUUAUGUUUUUCUAUUUAUGUAUAAUUUUUUUUAGAAUCUAAUUUCACUUGAAAACGGCUUUUAAAAAAAAAAAAACCACCCACCGUUUUACAAAUUGGACAAAUCACA
This is a messenger RNA of Adelges cooleyi (spruce gall adelgid), 1748 nucleotides long. RefSeq lists its product as uncharacterized. The coding region runs from base 379 to 1608 and encodes 409 amino acids. Gene Ontology annotation, cellular component: cytoplasm. Gene Ontology annotation, molecular function: fibroblast growth factor receptor binding; growth factor activity. NCBI's taxonomy places the organism in Eukaryota, Metazoa, Arthropoda, Insecta, Hemiptera, Adelgidae. The transcript is spliced from 3 exons. The record is from RefSeq and is a predicted model, not a curated record. Gene Ontology annotation, biological process: positive regulation of gene expression; cell differentiation; animal organ morphogenesis.